AUGCCUACAUAUGUGCCUAACGUGAUGUGCUCGCCACACCACGAAGGCCGAAGCAAACCUCCAUCAAGACUGGUUCUUGACGAACCGAAGCGUACGACGGAAGUCGUUGGCGGGUACGAGCUGGGAGAGGGUACCGAAGACGGUGGAUGCCUUGUGGAUGAGAGUGGUCUGCUGCGGUUAUACGCCUUUUCCGAGCUGCUGACGUUCAUAGAACAGGGAUGCGUGGUCUCGGGGAACUUUCGAGUAGGAUGGUAA
Messenger RNA from Stereum hirsutum FP-91666 SS1, 255 nucleotides. RefSeq lists its product as uncharacterized. The record is from RefSeq and is a predicted model, not a curated record. Lineage: Eukaryota; Fungi; Basidiomycota; Agaricomycetes; Russulales; Stereaceae. Bases 1 to 255 code for a protein of 84 amino acids. The transcript has 2 exons.